This is a messenger RNA of Ipomoea nil (Japanese morning glory), 1230 nucleotides long. RefSeq names its product anionic peroxidase-like. Gene Ontology annotation, biological process: hydrogen peroxide catabolic process; response to oxidative stress. The record is from RefSeq and is a predicted model, not a curated record. The coding region runs from base 67 to 1134 and encodes 355 amino acids. Gene Ontology annotation, molecular function: heme binding; peroxidase activity. The transcript has 3 exons. NCBI's taxonomy places the organism in Eukaryota, Viridiplantae, Streptophyta, Magnoliopsida, Solanales, Convolvulaceae.
CAUUAAUCCUCAGCUCGACCAAUCAUUUCUCCUUCAUUCUUCCAUUGCUGUGAUAAUCAUCAUAUCAUGGCUUCCUUUGUCACUCGGCUCAGCCUGGCCCUUAGCUUCAUAGCCCUAGCCCUAGCUGGCUUCUCCAUUUACCAGAAUACCCAUACAGCCAUGAAAGGGCAGCUUAAGCUUACCCCAAAUUGGCUGGACAACACUUUAGAGUCGUCGGUGGCCAACUUGAUCUCACUACGCCUUGGCAUCUCCUCCGGCAAGCUUUCCGACGAAGCGUGCAUAUUCUCCGCCGUUAAGGAAGUAGUGGACGCCGCCAUUGAUGCAGAAACCCGCAUGGCUGCUUCCCUCAUUCGCCUCUUCUUCCAUGACUGCUUUGUUGAUGGUUGUGACGCGGGUCUUCUACUAAACGAUACACCUACUUUCACCGGAGAACAGACCGCCGGCGGGAAUAAUAACUCAGUCAGAGGUUUUGAGGUGAUAGAACAAGCUAAACAGAAUGUGAAAGCCAAAUGUCCCUAUAUACCAGUAUCUUGUGCCGACAUCUUAUCCAUUGCUGCCCGUGAUUCUUUCACAAGAUUCACCGGAGAAACGUACACCGUGACUCUGGGAAGAGGCGAUGCAAGAACGGCGAACCUUACCGGAGCUAACACCCAACUCGUCGGACCAGACGAAGAAUUGGCAUCGCAAAUCCAGAAAUUUGCGGACAAAGGGUUCACCGAAACGGAAUUGGUCGCCUUGUUAGGUGUUCACACAGUUGGGUUUUCGAGAUGUCCGCUUUUAUGCGUUCCCACUUUCAUCAAUCCCGCCCGGGCCUCCACGCUGCAAUGCAACUGUCCGGUGAGUCCCGACAACACUGAGUUGGUGGGCCUGGACCCCACUCCGUUAUCGUGGGACAAAAGUUUUUACUCCGACGUCGCCAACGGUCAGGGUCUUCUGUUCUCCGACAACGAACUGAUGAAUAGCAACACCACCAGCGCCGCCGUUAGGAAGUACCGGGACGAGAUGGACGCUUUCUUGACCGAUUUCGCCGCCGCCAUGGUGAAGAUGAGCCUCCUUCCGCCGUCCGCCGGAGUGGAGCUCGAAAUCCGCGACGUUUGCAGCGAGGUGAAUGCCAACACAGUUGCAUCCAUGUGAAGUUCGUUCUCAUCGCCAUCUGUGAUUCUGUGAAAGUUUUACUCAACUGUUAAGAUUUUUCACUUUAUGUUUCUCAAAUAAUUUUUUUUUUUUUUU